CCAACCUGACCUUCCGCUACACCAUCAGCCCCGAGUCCUCGCCCAUUGACUUCACGGCAGCGGACCUGUACAUCACCGCAAACGUCACGGCGACGGCUCGCAUUCCGCAGGACGUGCAGCCCCUGCCGCUGUCGCAGGUCACCUACCCGCACAUCAACGCCUCACUGCGGAUCACCACCCAGCCGGGGCUGCCGCUGGAGGUGGCGCAGCGGCAGCGGCCGGCAAGAGCAGGAGGUGCAGGAGGUGCAGGAGGUGCAGGAGGUGCACCACAAAGGCGACCAGGCGGCGGUGGCGGCGGUGGAGAUACCGGCCCACCUGCGGGUCUGGGUACGAC
Messenger RNA from Astrephomene gubernaculifera, 334 nucleotides. NCBI's taxonomy places the organism in Eukaryota, Viridiplantae, Chlorophyta, Chlorophyceae, Chlamydomonadales, Astrephomenaceae. The record is from the annotation of a GenBank genome assembly.